UUUAUCAGCGAGGAACAUGGCAAGUAAAUUGAAGUCAUCUGUUGUUUCCGCGUUUAAAAUGCAUGGUUACUGUUUAAGAAGUGACGCAUCAAAAUACCUCGUCGACAUCCUAUUGCCAGUGAGUGAGGUUUCGAGGGAAGAUUGGAUAGACAGAAUCCUAGAGGCUGUGGAAAAACAAUCAUUGACGUCGUCGGUUGUAGAUAAAGGGAUAGUACAGGCAGCGGUUCAUGAGUGCAAGACAGAGGGAGAGGAUAAUAGCGAAGAAGUUAUGACAAUCAUCGAUGCGUUUUCUGUGCCGAAGUUUACGUAUCUUCCAGACCGGAAAAAGUUUCUGCCGAACCUGUCAUGCAACAAGAUGGCUCCUAACCUUCACAGUACAGCCAAGGACAAAGCCGAUAUCUUCCGGGAUCGCUAUCAAAUACUUCACCAGCGGACGUGUCGACAUGACCUUUUCACGCCAUUGAUGCUGGGAGCGACUGCAGAAGAGAGUGCUAGGAAGUUUCAGUUAAAACCCAUCGAAUAUUUGUUAGGAUGCACUGCAAAAAUAGGGGAAGUGAUUGUGCUGGGAAUGCUCACUCAAGUAAAGGAGGGAAAGCUUUACCUGGAAGACCCAACAGGAGCUGUGCAGCUGGAUUUAUCAACGACAAGUUUUCAUCAGGGUUUGUUCACGGAGAAUAGCUUUGUGCUUGCUGAAGGAUGGUAUGAGGACUCGAUCUUCCACGUCAAUGCUCUAGGCUUCCCUCCUGCUGAGCCAGCAAGAACCACCAGGGCGUAUUUCGGAGACGUUAACUUUUUCGGUGGUCCGAGCAAGACGAGUGUCAAGGCGUCUGCGCGACUGAAGCUGAUGGAAGAACAGAACAAUGGCGCCAUGUUUGUGUUCCUCUCUGAUGUCUGGCUGGACCAGGCGAAGGUGAUGGAGAAGCUGAACGUCUUGUUCAAAGGUUAUUCGCCAAUCCCACCAACAGCCUUCAUCCUGUGUGGCAACUUCUGCUCAGAACCUUACGGACCCAGUUACACGAAGACUCUCAAAAAGUCAUUCGCUCAGCUAGCCGAUAUGUUGCUGCAGUUUCCAGAGUUGCUGGAGAGCAGUAAGUUUGUGUUCGUUCCUGGACCCCUCGACCCGGGCCCUGGCAAGAUUCUGCCAAGGCCGCGGUUGCCGGCGGCGAUCACGGGGGAGUUUGAGCGGCGCGUGCCGCAGGCGACCUUCACGUCGAACCCGUGUCGCGUCCAGUACUGCACGCAGGAGAUCGUCGUCUUCCGCGAGAACGCCGUCGCUAAGACCUGCCGCAACUGCGUGCGUCUGCCGAGCGCAGCGGGCGUCGCCCAACAUUUUGUGAGGACGAUCAUCGCUCAGGGUCACCUAUGUCCGCUACCGCUGCACCUGUCACCCGUGUACUGGUCACACGACGCCGCACUGCGUCUCUACCCUCUACCGGACGUUGUCGUCUGCGCAGACGCAUACGACCCAUACAGCGAGACACUGUCUGAUUGCCUAGUGUUCAACCCGGGAUCGUUCCCAAAGUCCGGCUUCUCCUUCAAGGUGUACAUGCCAGCCACGAAGGCCGUGGAAGUGUCACGUGUCAGAGACAUGCCCACGGACACCGCAGAUAGCAUCGAUGCCAUGCAAGGUGCGGGCGACUCCGCAGUGUGGUAACAGUCGCACUGCGGUGUGUGU
Messenger RNA from Priapulus caudatus, 1675 nucleotides. RefSeq names its product DNA polymerase epsilon subunit 2-like. Gene Ontology annotation, biological process: error-prone translesion synthesis; DNA-templated DNA replication. NCBI's taxonomy places the organism in Eukaryota, Metazoa, Priapulida, Priapulimorpha, Priapulimorphida, Priapulidae. Gene Ontology annotation, cellular component: epsilon DNA polymerase complex. The coding region runs from base 17 to 1654 and encodes 545 amino acids. The transcript has 15 exons. Gene Ontology annotation, molecular function: DNA binding. The record is from RefSeq and is a predicted model, not a curated record.